Messenger RNA from Xyrichtys novacula (pearly razorfish), 4995 nucleotides. NCBI's taxonomy places the organism in Eukaryota, Metazoa, Chordata, Actinopteri, Labriformes, Labridae. The record is from the annotation of a GenBank genome assembly.
AAGGACAAAAAGAGGAAGAGACAGGCAGAGUUUCUUCAGUUUACUGACCCUCCCCUUUGGACUGAUUUGGCUUUAUUUGUGAAGAAAACUGAAUAAGAGACGAAUUUUUACACAACCAGAGCUUCAUUUGGUGAAUUUCAGCUAAAAUAGAAACUAACAUAACCCCAAAAGGCGGGAUUUGGCGACAGGGGAUUUCCAUCUGAGAGGAGAAACCGCCAUUUUUCAUCCAUUUCUAACCGUUAAUCAGGUGGACUUAGUUCACUUUUUCCUGCUCUUCGAACAGACAACUUAAGGACCAGCUACACGAAGAACUUGGACUCCUUUGUUCUCCUUUUAUCGAGCUUCAGCAGAAGGUUUGGCUUGACAACUUUCCUCUCCCUCUCUGAGUUUUAAUAAUUGAUCAUCAAGCUUCAUUUGAAAGUGUUAAUGAUUUAAUGGCUUUGUAUCUUGACUGUAAUAAUUUUAUAAAUAGCUGUAAUACUCUAAUGUGAGCAUUUUGAAGUACGUAAAGCUACUAUGAGGAGUUUUUUGACAUUUGUGAAACUGUCCGAAAUUCAUGUUUUCAUUUUUAAGAUUUACAACAGAAAACAAAACCAUCAGCAACAAUCCUGAAGAUUCUCAUUUCCUUACUUUUAUUGUUUGAAACUGGUACAAUGGGAUGGGUUAGGGCCUUGCAGCUUUGUUUUUUUUUUUAUUACAAUGUCCUUGAAAAGUAGUCACAAUGAAUGGCACAGUUGACUUUCAAAAACCAGGAUGAGAUUUGUUGUAAUAAAUCAUUACUCAAGCAUAUCAUGGACAAGUCUAGUCUACAGGGCGUGCCAAUAUUGGCUGAAUCUAAAAGUUCCUCACAGGAAACAGACAGCAGCUCAGAGGGAGCGAAACACAAGGCUUUUUUGAUUUGAAAAUCAUGUAAAGCUCAUGUAACAGUAUCACAUAGAAAUUGUAGUCUAAAAAAGUGCACGAUAACCCCUCUUUAAGACCUUAUGUUUGAGUUUUUUGAAGUAAUCCCCAGGGAACGUAUUGAUAACCUAUUUAGCUGUAUUUUACAUUGUCCCAGUCACAGGAUAAUGUUGCAUUUACAUUUCAUUUGCAUCUAACUCAGGGCCAAACAUAAAUUCAUGUGGAAGUGGAGGGGUUUUUAUCAAUCUGUCCACAUCAAACAUGGUUGAGGUCGCCUACAGAGUGAGGAUUUAUUGUGUUUUCACAACUUACUUGAUAAUCUGACCUCCUUGCUCACUUUCUUCCACGUAAAGUCCUUUUUAUAUGGUUCGCCAGAGAAACAAGUACUACCAUAUACUGUAGCCCAGGGUAGCCCCACACCAUCAUCAUCAGUUCAUUCUUCAAGUGGAUGAACCACCAUCUGACUGUUGUAGACAUAUGUCACAACAAGUGAUUGCUGAAGCUCAGAUUUUUAAACGCAUGCGAAGAAGCAGACUAGUUAGCUGGGCGCUCACGUCACUGACUUUACAUGUAGUUCAUUCACCAAUAGUCUUAUUUGCAUUAGACACAAACACAUCAUGAGACUAAACUGAAAAACAUUCAAGCUUUCAAUCAGCUGCAGGCUGAGCAAUAACUCAUGUAGCACUGAGACAACCCUGUGUGUGAAACUCCUACAAGCCUCACAGGAAAGGUUCUCUUAUCUGGUCCCAGAACACAGGAUCAUAUAAAUCUUUCUAGACUUGCUUGGACUUUCAGGUCUGAGGAGGAGCAGGACACACUGACAUCCAGACCUCUGUGAUAAAAUCCCAGCCAUAUUCUGCUAAAAACCACAUUCCUCUGGUGUGUAGCAAGGCGAUACUUUUCUUAACCACCUUUGACCAAACCCUGAUCAGAAGGGAGAUCUACUUAUGGUCUCCAAAGAAGAGACAAUGCAAGUCUUAAACACCACAUUGCUGUUGCUUAAAGCUCCCUGCUAUAAGGAGGUAACCAAGAGAGAUUACCCAAGGAACUCACAUUUGGUCUCGAAAGACCAGACAAUGUAAGCCCUUAAAACCAAAGUUCAGGCCAUUACAGGUCAUUAAGACAUCCUGCCAUCUGGAGACAAGGACCCACAUACAGUCUCCAGAGGCCAGGCUCAAGUUAAUUAAAAAUUAAAAUAAAAAAUUAAUUCAAUGUUUUGUUUCAAUUAAACCUUUGUUUUCUUCUAUUUUCCCACUAUCAAAGUUGGGUGGUGCCCCUAUCAACGAGUACAUAAUUGUCAUAUUUUCAGAUUAUUGUCAAGUAUUGAUCUUAAGACAUUUACCAUUGCGUCAUGAGAAGCAGUCAAGGAAAUGCACUAAACUGAUUUUAUGAACAUGUAAACACGUUGACUAUGAAGAUAUUGAAAACAUUUACUUGCAUGGAAGCAACGUCAAUAAUCAGUCUCUCAUUCUUGCUUCCAGGUGCUUCUCAAGGGUUUGAGAUCAAGACUUUGCCAACAAGAAGACGAGAGACAGUGAUGGCGUUUCCACUGGACUGGAUAAUGAAACAAAAGAUUCAAGAGAGUGACCUCUCCCCGGAUGGGAAAGUGUGGCUGAAACAAAUCAUUGGAGAAGCAGAGGUGGCUCGGUUCAAGUACGACUGUGGAGACCUUGGAGUUGAACAAGCCCACUCCAUUCGAGGGGAAGUGCAUGAAUGGGUUGAACAGAAUUGUUUCUACCCUGAAGCGUAUGCAGAAAUACAUGAAAUACUGAAAAAGCUUAUCUAUUUGCGGAUAAUCAGGAGAGAAUAUCGCCCCAUCACCAAUAGCCCAAUCAUGGCAAUAGAGGAACCUGAGUCAGCAGGAGGGGGAUGGAGACCUGUGAUGAACUUCAAAGCCCUCAACUGGGAAACAGAAGAUUAUGAAGUCAUUACAGGCGAUGCACAAAGCAGACUGAGGGCGCUGAAGAUCAAGAAAUUCAAGUCCCGCAUUGAACUCGAAAAUGCAAUCUUCUCAAUAAGACUAACAAAUUCGUCACAGAGGAAGACGGCGUUCACAUUCAGCGGGAAAACAUAUGUGUGGAGGCGUCUCCCUGAAGGGUACAAAAACUCAACCAAAGUCCUCCACUCAGCUGUGAAAAACAUCUUGUAUGGCCUUGGAGCAACUAUCUUCAUCAGCAGUGUGUACAUCACCGAUGACACUGAGGAAGAGCACUUACAGAGGCUGCAAACGAUAACACAAAGACUGAGGGAAGCAGGACUAAAGCUCAACCUUGGGAAAUGCCAUUUUGGACAGUUCCAGGUUGACUAUUUGGGGUUCCAGGUCUCAACAGAUCUGGGCAUUUCAGACAGAUACUGGGAGAAGCUGGAGAAGAUCAGUCCACCAACAUCAAAGAAGGAUUUACAAAAGAUUUUGGGAUCGUGCAACUAUGUGAGAGACCACGUUCCCAACUAUCAAAAAUAUGCCAAACCUCUUUAUGAUCGCCUUAAAAAGACGAGAGGUGCCCAAAACUGGCCAUGGAAAUGGACGGCUGCAGACCAGAGCAAUCUUAAUGAGUUAAAGAAGGCCAUCCAUGCAGCUGAAAGACUGGAACCUCGAGACUGUACAAUCAGAUUAGUGGCAGAAAUCAGUUGUGAGGACCAGGAUGCUGUGGUAAAAGUCAGUAAUGAAGGAGCAGGAACAGUGUCCUGGUGGAGCCACACCUUGACCAUGGUGGAAGAGAAGUUCCCACCAGAGGAGAAAGAACUUGCAGUCCUGCAAAAAUACUGGGGUAGGCUGAGGAUGCUUGCAAAGGGCCAGGGGGUUAAAGUCAUUACCCAAAGCAAAAUCCAUCAAUCCUUGAGAAAAGACAUGGUGAUAAAGACCCAAGCCACAAAGCAAAGAUGGAGAAAGUGGGAAGAAAUCUUGCAAGACUCUGAACUCAUGCUCAAUCCCCUUGAACCUUGGAAGUCACUAUGCAUGGACGUAGUUGGACCUCUACAGCCAACAGGAAAGAGGGGGGAGGAAUACCUCUUUGUGCUUGUGGACUUAGUGUCGGAAUAUGUUUGUCUUCACCCCGACAGAGAAGCUGACGGCAGCAGUGCUGUUGCAAUGCUUGACCAGGCCUGCAUUUAUCAAGGGAUGCCCAAAGAGCUAUGGACAGACAAAAGCACUCCUCUUUGCAAUACCCAAGUGGACUAUUGGUGCCAACAACACAGAGUAACCAGGAGCUACUUCCCAUCAUACAUGACACAGGCCAAACAGGUACUGGAAAAAACUAUAGAACUGGUGAAAAACACGAUUGCUGAAAAUUCCAACUCCAAAGAGUGGAGCACAAAGGUCCUGGAGAUAGGAAUGGUCCUGAAUAACAGACGUCGAGGUAACAGGCCCUCCCCUUCCAUGGAGCUGAAUAGUCGUCCAUUCUAACUACAGUGAGUGGGAGGGUCACAGAAGACACAAAAUGAUAACUCGGGUUCUGGCAAGGCAUCUGAAUCAUCCUUCAGACACUGCAAGUGAAACAGAAAGGCAUAUCUAACAUGCCAAAACGCUGGACAAUAACUCUUUACAGUAAUGCUUUAAAUGGAGACCUGUCAACUAUUUUUGGUGACUGAAAGCAAACUUUUUGAAAAUAUUUUUGAAAAGCUCUUCUCAAACAUGCGGUUUAUUCUGAGGUCAGACUACGCAGUCUGUCAUUUCUGCAACUAACAAACAUUUCUGCGACUAACAAAAGUAUUUGCUUUUUCUCAACAUAUAGAAAAAGUCUGUGUCAGUAGAAGUUUGGGUCUCUAAAGCUCAUGAUUAGAAAACUUCAAUGACGACCAUAUCAUGUUACUUUGGCCUGCCCUGAAUCUUGCACUCUUUAAGUUUUAAGUAACAACUCUCACACAAUGGACCUUCUCUUCAAGUUUAACAUUUUUUAUCUACAAACACAGCUGCAAACUGGUGAGGAAAUUAUGAGAACAGAAAGGAGUGAACUCAACUAUUUAGCUCCAGAGAACACCCUGAUCUUCUUCAAGGACUCACUUAUCUUUGACUUUGCACAGGGAGUUAACACCAUGCUGGAUCUGCUCUGUGACAGACUGUAAAUGAUAAAGCUUGAAUAAAACAAAGACAAAACA